Odocoileus virginianus texanus is the source of this 2918-nucleotide messenger RNA. RefSeq names its product mucolipin TRP cation channel 3 (gene MCOLN3). Gene Ontology annotation, molecular function: NAADP-sensitive calcium-release channel activity. Gene Ontology annotation, cellular component: plasma membrane; lysosomal membrane. Lineage: Eukaryota; Metazoa; Chordata; Mammalia; Artiodactyla; Cervidae. The record is from RefSeq and is a predicted model, not a curated record.
CCUAGAGAUGGCAAAUCCUGAGGCUGCUGUAAGUAACUGCAGCUCUCAUGAAGAGGAAAAUCGCUGCACUUUUAACCAGCAUACAUCUCCCUCUGAGGAACUUCUAUUAGAAGACCAGAUGAGACGAAAACUCAAAUUUUUUUUCAUGAAUCCUUGUGAGAAGUUCUGGGCUCGAGGUAGAAAACCCUGGAAACUUGCCAUACAAAUUCUAAAAAUUGCAAUGGUGACUAUACAGCUGAUCUUUUUUGGCUUGAGUAACCAGAUGGUGGUAGCUUUCAAGGAGGAGAACACUAUAGCAUUCAAGCACCUCUUCCUAAAAGGAUAUAUAGAUAGAAUGGAUGACACAUAUGCAGUGUAUACACAAAGAGAUGUGUAUGAUCAGAUCGUCUUUGCAGUGAACCAGUACUUGCAGCUAUGCAACGUCUCAGUUGGGAAUCAUGCAUUCGAGAACAAGGGCACGGAGCAGUCAGCCCUGGCAGUCUGCUGGCACUUCUACAAGCAAGGAAACAUCUAUCCUGGAAAUGAUACCUUUGACAUUGAUCCAGAAAUUGAAACUGAAUGUUUAUUUGUGGAACCAAAUGAACCUUUUCACAUUGGAACACCAGAAGAAAAUAAACUCAACUUAACACUGGACUUUCACAGACUCAUAACAGUGGAGCUGCAGUUCAAACUGAAGGCCAUUAACCUGCAGACCAUUCGUCAUCAUGAGCUCCCGGACUGUUACGACUUUACUCUGACUAUAACUUUUGACAACAAAGCCCACAGUGGAAGAAUUAAGAUAAGUUUAGAUAAUGACAUUUCCAUCAGAGAAUGUAAAGACUGGCAUGUAUCUGGAUCAAUUCAGAAGAACACUCAUCACAUGAUGAUCUUUGAUGUCUUCAUUAUUCUGACAUGCUUGGCUUCGUUAAUCCUGUGUGUUCGAUCUGUGGUGAGAGGACUUCAGCUUCAGCAGGAAUUUGUCAAUUUUUUCCUCCUCCAUUAUAAGAAAGAAGUUUCUGUUUCUGAUCGAAUGGAAUUCGUCAAUGGAUGGUACAUUAUGAUUAUUAUUAGUGACAUAUUGACCAUCAUUGGAUCAAUUCUAAAAAUGGAAAUUCAAGCUAAGAGUCUAACAAGUUAUGAUGUCUGUAGCAUACUUCUUGGGACUUCUACCAUGCUUGUGUGGCUUGGAGUUAUCCGCUACUUUGGUUUUUUUCAGAAAUACAAUCUCCUCAUUCUCACCCUCCAGGCGGCACUGCCCAAUGUCAUCAGGUUCUGCUGCUGUGCAGCCAUGAUUUAUUUAGGCUAUUGCUUCUGUGGAUGGAUUGUGCUGGGGCCUUAUCAUGAUAAGUUCCGUUCUCUGAACAUGGUUUCUGAGUGUCUUUUCUCACUGAUAAAUGGAGAUGAUAUGUUUGCCACAUUUGCGAAAAUGCAGCAAAAAAGUUACCUGGUCUGGCUGUUUAGCAGAAUUUACCUCUACUCAUUCAUCAGCCUUUUUAUAUACAUGAUUUUAAGUCUUUUCAUUGCACUGAUCACUGAUACAUAUGAAACAAUUAAGCAUUACCAACAAGAUGGCUUUCCUGAGACUGAACUUCGUUUAUUUAUAUCAGAGUGCAAAGAUCUGCCUAAUUCUGGAAAGUACCGAUUAGAAGAAGACACUGCAGUAUCUAUAUUCUGCUGUUGUAAAAAGUAGCUGUUAGGCUAAUCUGUGCUCUGGAGGGGGUAUAUUAUAUAAAUGAGUUGGGAGAUAAAAAUGGGUAUUAUCAGUUGUAGUAUGUCUGAAGACUACUAUUUUGAGCAAAUUGAUGACUAUAAUUCAUCAAGAACUAUGUUUAUAUUUUUAAAGCAAUAUUUAAUGUCUAUAGCUUUGUGCUAGGUUUAUUUAAAAAAAAAAACCCACUUUGAUGAGGAAAACUUUUGGAUUCUUGUCCUGUUUGCUUUGCCAUAGUUUUAGAAUACGUUUCCCAUACCUUUCUUUACUCUCGCUUCCAGUUAUUUUGACUAUGCUGACUGUGUCAUCAGUAGAAACAUUUCCUGGUCUGAUGUCAGCCAAGUCACUAACACUGACCUGGACCAUUCUCAGUGGUCAUCUGAGAGACGGGAAGGUUGCUCUCUAUCCAGUAAUCAUUGGUGGCUCAGAUGGUAAAGAAUUUACCUGUAGUGCAGACCUGGGUUUGAUCCUUGGGUGGGGAAGAUGCCCUAGAGUAGGAAAUGGCAACCCAGUCCAGUAUUCUUGCCUGGAAAAUUCCAAGGACAGAGGAGCCUGGUGGGCUAUAGUCCAUGGGAUCGCAAGAGUUGGACACGACUGAGUGACUUUAACUUUCAAAAGAAAUAAUGAGAAAGAAAAAAGUCACCAGCUAACAGUCACAUAUUUGGUUCUGAAGGACAACUGUUAUUUGAUACUGUUUUGAUUUCUGGAGAAGAUCAGAUAUUUUUGUAUUCACGUAUAGGUUUUCUCCUUUCCUAUAGUAUUAAAGGACAAACUUAAAAGAGUAUUCUAUAUAUCUGUGAAAAUUAAAGUGCAUACCAAAUGCAUAUGCAAUCCCACAAAGAUCGGUUUAUUGGUACUUGCACAGCCUUGUGAAAAGUGCAUGAUGCGCCAGGUCCCUUGGGGGCACAUUCAUUCUCACAGAAAAGAGUAGCAUCUCAGGGUCACUAAUCACGGUUUCAUGGGGAGAAGUUCUAUAACGGACAUGAAAAAUGUUUUGGAAAACAAUUAUGUUCAAAAUUUUAAAAUAAAUGGGAAAUGUAUGCCUUAAAAAGACACAAAACCAAAGUCUCCACUCCUUGCAGACUGCUGAUUAGAAGCUUCAGGGAUUUUCACAACAUAAGUCUUUGUUUUGUGUGCUAUUUAUUCAAACAAAUUAAUUCAGUGAUGUGAUGUGCAAUAAAGCUUUUCUGAAAGCAAGCUCUUUUUUCCAAGGAAAUUGAUUAUUUUUUUA